Molecule: messenger RNA, 1374 nt
Organism: Lachancea dasiensis
Lineage: Eukaryota; Fungi; Ascomycota; Saccharomycetes; Saccharomycetales; Saccharomycetaceae
Source: the annotation of a GenBank genome assembly
AUGUUCGACGGAUAUAUCCGUCAGUUAUCGACACAGUGGAUCUUACCGAUUGGCUUCUUCCGCAAGAGUAUAAAGGAUCAGUGUAUCCAGGUGUCUGGAGAUUGGUAUGCUUUAACACUGUCACAAUUGGUUUGGACUGGAUUUAGACGUACCCACCAUUUUUUUAUCCCAGACACCAAAAUGAAAUCGCUCACGUUUACCUGUACCCUAGCCACCUUGGCAGCGUUUUGCCUGGCGGACAGCCAUCAAGAAGGAUUGGACCAGAAAUGGGGACAAGACUGGCCGUUUUCGGGUAUUCAGACAUAUGCCCAUCUACCACACGCAAAAUGUUUAUUGAACCAGAGUCUUGAUUUUGAUAUUGGUAUCAUUGGCAUGCCAUUCGACACAGCAGUGAGUUAUCGUCCUGGUGCGCGUUUCGGACCGCAGGCAAUCAGAAGGGCUUCUGAGCGCCAAACUUCGAUGCGGGGAUUCAACUUCCGUGCAGGAGUGAAUCCCUAUCAGGACUGGGCGAAAGUGUUGGACUGCGGGGACGUACCUGUCACGCCAAUGGACAAUCAUGUGGCUUUGGAAAUGAUGGGCGCGGCGUUCGAAGACUUGUUGUCAAGGAAUAGCACGCUCCAGCAAUCAGGCUUCCCUCCCAGGUUUGUGACGCUGGGCGGUGACCACAGUAUCAUCUUGCCUGUACUCCGCCAGCUGCACAAAGUUUACGGACCUAUCUCCGUAAUCCAUUUCGACUCCCACCUCGACACUUGGGCUCCCACCAAAUAUCCUUCCUAUUGGCAUAGCGACCAAUGUGACUUUACCCACGGCUCUAUGCUCUGGCUGGCCAAGCAGGAAGGCUUGCUAUCUGAGAAUUCCAAUGUUCACGCAGGUUUGAGAACUCGUUUGAGCGGGACCGGUUGGGAUGAUUACGAGGAAGACGACCAAAGUGGCUUCCACCGCAUAGAGUGCGAUGAGAUCCUGCAGAUUGGCGCGGAAGGCAUGGCUGAGAAGAUUCUGAAGCUGGUCCCGCACGACAGACCUGUGUACAUCAGUGUUGAUAUUGAUGUUUUAGACCCCAGCGCUGCCCCUGGCACGGGGACUGUCGAAGUCGGUGGGCUCCUGACCCGUGAACUGAUUCAUAUGAUACGCCGGCUCGAGAAGUUGCCUUUGGUCGGUGCAGACAUCGUCGAAGUGUCGCCGGCUUACGAUCACGCAGACAUUACAGCUUUAGCUGCAUCCCAGGUGGCAUACGAACUCAUCACUAACAUGGUCAAAGGUGGGCCAAUUGACCCCAAGAUCAUUGCUCAAAACAGGCCAACUUCCACGGAAUGGAUGCUGAAAGACGAAACUGACUUCGCCGACCAGAUGGUAUUACAAGCUGGAGGAAAUUAA